Molecule: messenger RNA, 930 nt
Organism: Trichophyton rubrum CBS 118892
Lineage: Eukaryota; Fungi; Ascomycota; Eurotiomycetes; Onygenales; Arthrodermataceae
Exons: 3
Coding region: 1-930 (309 amino acids)
Cellular component (GO): cytosol
Molecular function (GO): oxidoreductase activity
Source: RefSeq, a predicted model, not a curated record
AUGAUAACAUUCACUCCCACUCAGCACAAGGCGGUCUAUCCGGCCAUUAAUGCGAGCCAGCCAGAGCUCUCCCAGGCUGGCCGGACCAUCCUGAUUACGGGGGCAUCCUAUGGCAUCGGCUUCGCGGCCGUGCAGGGCUUUGCAAGUGCCUCUGCCGCCCGAAUCAUCCUUUUGGCCCGCCAGCGAGAUUCUCUGGCCUCAGCUUGCGAGCGGCUACGCGCACAGAAUCCAUCUUUCCAGGGCGAGUUAAUGACAUAUGUAUGCGACAUCGGCGAUGCAAUCCGCGUGGCCCAGGUAUGGGACGAUCUCAACCAAAAGUCCAUUGCGGUUGAUGUAUUGGUUGUGAAUGCUUGUGAUCCCGGCACCGAAGCGACUCUCGAUGCGAUCCCCUUGCAGCUGGCUUGGAGGGCCUUUGAAGUGAAUGUCCGCGGCAACCUGGACAUGGUGCAGCGGUUUGUCCAGCAGGGGAAGACAGCCGAUUUCGGUGGGAGGACUAGAGCCUUGAUCAAUAUAUCCUCCCGCUUAGCCCAUGACCACGACUCAAGCGUUGGCUACGGGUCCUAUGCGUGCUCAAAAAUUGCAUUCACCUCCAUGAUCCAGCAUCUGGCGACAGAGGUCCCCGUCGAGCAGAUCCAGAUUCUCAAUGUCCACCCGGGAGAGGUGUAUACGGAGGGCCUCCAACGGCUGUGUGAAAAGGACUCCUGGCCCUCGUGGGAUGAAGCAAGCCUUCCCGAGAAUUAUAUCGUCUGGGCCGCUUCGCCUGCCGCAUCUUUCCUGCAUGGCCGCUUCGUCUGGGCCAGCUGGGAUGUCACAGAGCUGAAAAACUGCGAGGCUCUGACAGACGGCAAACCGGAGAACAAGGAUCUGCUCAAACUCGGUGUGAAUGGAGUGGCGUUUACUCUGCCUUCUGCGGCUGUCUUGCUAUCCUGA